GAGUUGCAAACCCAUGCCCUGACCGAGUAGACAUGGAGAGCCAUGUACAUGGUCUACUCGAACCAAACACCGAUCUCUACUAGGGGGGGGCACGCUUUAUUUCUUCUGCUCCAAAGGCAAACCGUUCUAGGGACCGGGAAGACAAGUCGUGGCCCCCCGGUUGAGGAUGGAGUGUGCUUUUGACGCACAGAAUCUGAUCUCCAUUUCUUUGAGGAAAAUCCAGAGCUCCAGGACGCAGCGUGGAGGCAUCAAGCUCCACAAGAACUUGCUGGUCACGUACGUGCUGAGGAACGCCAGGCAGUUGUACGUGAGCAAGAACUUGUCCCCGACGCCGAGGACGCACCAGUACGAGGAUGCCGCAACAGCAGCCCGAGGGACGCACGAAUACCUCGGACUGACCGGGAGCUUCACGGAGUUGGCCGAUGACUUCUACUGCAACUUCGGCGGGGUGGAAUCGGACACUUGGCACUGCAGCCCGGCGGAGGUACUGGCGCACCAGGACGCGUCGGCGUGCGCCAUGGCUCCUUUAAACGACUCGGACCUCACCUUUUGGACUUGUGCGGACAAGCCCGCCUGGGAGUUGCACAUUCCAGCCAACCACAAGACCGUGCUGGACCUGGACACGCAUGUGGUGACCACGGUCACGAACGGAUACUUCCACCCGGACUGUUGCGCGCAGCCCAAACCGUCCUUGGGCGCGCAGUGCUACGCGAAAAAGAGACGCAUGGACAUAAGUUAUCACAUUGUUGACCCAGAGUUCUACUUGUCCGACUUCGUGCCGGCGCCCUGCAAGCAGAUGAAGACUGACGAUGAAGCCCACUCGGACUCGGAGCAGCUGGACUCCACGAACAUCUCCAACCUGAUCUCGGUGCUGCAGGGUUCGGGUGGACUAUCCGAGUUUGUGAGUUGGCAGCACACGGACCUGGAGCAGAUAUUUGCCUCUCAAACUAUGCGUUUAAAACAUACUUUGCGAACGGGCACCGGCUGGACGCGGGCGAUCGAAGCCUUUUGAUUUGUACGGUAUUGUUUUUGGAAUUGUAUUUUUUUAAUUGUGUUGCUUUCGAAAUAAACCAUAA
This is a messenger RNA of Entelurus aequoreus (snake pipefish), 1076 nucleotides long. Its product is annotated as immediate early response gene 5-like protein. The record is from RefSeq and is a predicted model, not a curated record. Lineage: Eukaryota; Metazoa; Chordata; Actinopteri; Syngnathiformes; Syngnathidae. The coding region runs from base 167 to 1012 and encodes 281 amino acids. The transcript has a single exon.